Molecule: messenger RNA, 5034 nt
Organism: Drosophila kikkawai
Lineage: Eukaryota; Metazoa; Arthropoda; Insecta; Diptera; Drosophilidae
Biological process (GO): proteolysis; DNA integration
Molecular function (GO): aspartic-type endopeptidase activity; nucleic acid binding
Source: RefSeq, a predicted model, not a curated record
AUGCGGAGUGUGAUUCAACAACGGGGCUUUUGUAAAAGCCAAAUCACACGGGCGCAUAAUAAUGCCCUAAAAUUUGUGGAUGACAUUCAAUCAGUGGACACAAUUGUGGUGCGCCUGUCGCAAAUCCAAGACAAUUAUUUGCGGUUUGUGCGACAUUCGGAAGAGCUGUACGCCUUCCAAUCGGAGUCGGAUUGGGAGAAUCCGGACGACGAUUUUGAUGCCUAUGAGGAGAAACAUUAUGCUACACACGCCAUUCUCAGCAACACUCUGGAGGAGUUACGGCGUGAUCAGACGUCUAACAAUAUUUUGGCCACUGUGCAACCAGCAGAUGCGCCCCAGAGGAGCCAUGUGGAUUUCCAGUUCGAGCGAAUCAAACUCCCAACCUUUUCCGGGAAUUAUGAGGACUGGAAACAUUUUUCGGAUAUGUUUACGGACUCGAUUGCUUCCAAUUCGAGCCUGACGGAUUGUCAACGAUUUCAUUAUCUCAAAUCGUAUCUAUCCGGAGACGCCCUCAAUUUAGUCAAACAUAUUCCUGUGACUAAUGAGAACUAUCGGGAGGCAUGGGAUCGGCUUGAGCAGCGAUAUAACAAACAAUCGCUAAUUAUCCGAUCAUUCCUCAACAGUUUCAUGACCCUUCCCAGUGCUACGUCUACUAAUCUCAGCACAGUGCGGAAACUGGCCGAUGGCGCAGACGAAGUUAUUCGUGGUUUGCGAGCCCUUGACUGCGAAGAGAGGGAUCCUUGGCUAAUCUUCAUCCUAUUGUCAAAAUUAGAUACCGAUACUUGCCAAGCUUGGGCGCAGUGCGCAGACUCCGAGGGAAAAGGUGUGACCAUCAACCAAUUCCUUAAAUUUCUCACCUCUCGCUGCGAUACUUUGGAGGCUUUUCACUUAGUUCGACCAACCCAAGCUCGACGCGCAGCCACAACGCACCACGCAGAUACGCAUCCUAGACGAGAAGAACCCAAAUGCACAUCGUGCCAGCAAACUCAUCAACUGUUCAAGUGUCCUCAGUUCAACGGACUCGACAUCGCAGCUCGCCGGGAGUUUCUCAAGACGAAAAAGCUAUGUUUCAAUUGCCUCAGCCCAAGUCACAUGGCGGGUAACUGUACAUCGAGACACACUUGUCGGAUUUGUCGCCGCAAGCAUCACACCCUGGUUCACCCUGGCUCGGCGCAGCCAACUCAAAACGGUAACUACUUGGAGAGAGCGGCGUCUACAAUCGGCCAGAAUCAACCGCCUGGUCAAGAGAUUCAUCAAUCAGGGAGUUUACCUCCCGCGGAAAAUAACUUCACGCAUCAUACGCUGGAGAAUAUUUCAGCUGCAGGUUCGCAGACUCUGUUGCCAACCAUCCUUGCAGACGUCGUCGACGCCUGGGGAAAUACUACAACCUGCAGGCUGCUCUUGGACACUGGGUCCACAAUCACCUUGGCGUCGGAAUCAUUUGUUCAGCGAAUAGGCGUACGUCGAACGCACGCCCGGAUUUCUGUACUCGGUCUCGCAGCCAACAGCGCUGGCGUUACCCGAGGACGCGCACAUAUCAAGCUGCGCUCUCGUCAUUCGGACCAAACUGUCGAACUGGUCUCGUUUAUUCUCAAUUCGCUGACAUCAUCACUCCCGGCCCAGGCUAUUGACACCUCAUCUUCUACGUGGAAGCAAAUCUGCGAGCUUCCUUUGGCAGAUCCCACAUUCUGCACGCCAGGAUCCAUCGAUGUCAUCGUUGGAUCAGAUCAACUCUGGUCUCUUUAUACUGGAGAACAGAAAUGCUUUGGUAACGACGCUCCUAUCGCUCUGAAUACUGUUUUUGGUUGGAUUAUUGCAGGCUCUUACAAUGCAUGCGAUGAUUACCUGACUUCAGCGGUUACUCAUCACGCGGACCUCGACACGAUGGUUCGCUCUUUCAUGGAGAUGGAUAAUAUACAUCCUAGCCAGGCUCUUUUGGACGCCAACGAUCCAACAGAGCGUCAUUUUGCUGCCACCCACACGCGCUUGGAGAACGGGGCUUACGUCGUCGAGUACCCCUUCAAGGAGCAUGCGCCGCCUGUUGAUUCAACUUUACCGCAGGCCAUCAAUCGCUUCCACUCGCUGGAACGCAAGUUUCGUCGAUCUCCAGACUUGAAGCAGCAGUAUGAAGCAUUUCUGGACGACUACUUGCGACGUGGUCAUAUGGAACAGCUGACAUCGGCUCAAAUGGAUGAGUCCCCAGAAACCUGCUUCUAUCUGCCGCACCACGCUGUCAUCAAACUGGACAGUCUGACUACGAAAUGUCGCGUAGUUUUCGAUGGAUCGGGAAAGGACAGCUCUGGAGUGUCUCUCAAUGAUCGACUUCAAAUUGGCCCACCCAUUCAACGCGAUCUUCUCGGCGUUUGUUUACGUUUCCGGCAGCACCCAUAUGUUUUCUGCGCGGAUAUCGAGAAGAUGUUCCGAGGAAUUCAAGUCUUCAAGCCGCACACCAAUUAUCAGCGCAUUGUUUGGCGCAAGAACGAGAAUGAACCACUGCUUCAUUUUCGCCUGUUGACGGUCACCUACGGAUUGGCGCCGUCACCAUUUCUGGCUGUUCGAGUUCUUAAGCAACUAGCUGAGGAUCACCGCCACGAGUUCCCCGCAGCAGCCCACGCGCUUCUACACGACGCUUAUGUAGAUGAUAUCCCAACAGGGUGCAACUCAUUCGACGAGCUCAUGAUUCUCAAAAACGAGCUGAUUCAACUGUUGGAUAAGGCGCAAUUCAAACUACGGAAAUGGAGUUCCAACAGUUGGCGUCUUCUAAAAUCAUUGCCAGAAGAGGACCGAUGUUAUGAGCCUAUCCAGCUCCUCAACAAAUCAGCUGCGGAUUCACCAAUCAAAAUUCUUGGCAUCCAAUGGAAUCCCGGAAAGGACGUCAUGUACCUCAAUAUCAAGGAGUGCGAUCCGACCAUUUCUCCGACGAAAAGGGAACUCUUGUCGCAGCUAUCAAGAAUCUAUGACCCGCUUGGAUUGGUAGCGCCAGUCACAGUUCUAUUCAAGCUUAUCUUCCAAGAAAGCUGGACAAGUGUUCUGCAAUGGGAUGACCCGAUUCCUGAAACUCUACGCUCGCGCUGGAAGGCCUUGGUGGAGGAUUUGCCAACACGCAAUGUCAAGUACCACGAUACAUUGCGUCACCAUUCCAAGACGUUCAACUACACGGAUUCGCCGACGCAUCCGCGCAAGCCUACGGUGCGGUUCACGAGCUGCUGGACAGAUUCAGAAAUUGUGCUACACUGGCUUUCAGCUCCCCCACGAAACUGGAACACAUACGUCUGCAACCGAACGGCUGAGAUCUUGAACGACUUUCCUCGCAGCUGCUGGAAUCAUGUUCGCACAGAGGACAACCCUGCCGACUGUGCUUCUCGAGGACUUCAUCCGUCCAAGCUUCUGGAGCAUCGACUGUGGUGGAAGGGUCCAUCAUGGCUGGCCACACCGCCCUCUGAUUGGCCACCGUCUACAAGCAAGUUCAGCGUAUCUUCAAAUCUCGAUGUCAACACCGAAGAGAGAGCUGUCAAGCCCACAACUCUACAUAACUUUCCUGAUGAAAGUAUCUACGAGUUACUCAUCCACAAAUUCUCAACCUGGACGCGUCUGCUAAGGGUAUCUAGCUACUGUUAUCGCUUUAUUCACUCUCUUCGAUCUCGUCAUAGGAAUCCGGCACCAUUCCUUACAUCCGAAGAGUUGCAGGCCGCACGAUGCCGACUCAUCCGACACGUGCAACAAAAUUUCUUUGCCAGAGAAUAUGCGCAGCUAGAGAAUCGACGCCCGCUUAAUGCUAAAUCGCAUUUAAUUCGGUUCUCCCCAUUUCUGGACGAUCAUGGAAUUAUGCGAGUCGGUGGAAGAAUCGACAAAUCGACAAUCAACUUCAACGCCAAGCAUCCAAUCCUAAUACCAAAGGAUUCACCACUAGCUGGGCUCCUGGUUCGACAUUUUCACGUUUCACAUCUACACACUGGAGUUGAUGCUACGUUCACCAAUCUUCGUCAGCAGUACUGGAUUCUGGGUGCACGCAAUCUGGUCAGAAAGGCAGUUUUCCAAUGCAAACGCUGCUUUCUUCAACGCAAAGGCACCAGUAACCAGAUCAUGGGAGAGCUGCCAAUCCCUCGAGUUCAGGCUAGUCGCUGUUUCCAACAUACAGGGCUGGAUUACGCUGGACCGAUCGCCAUCAAGGAAUCAACAGGACGAACUCCUCGGAUCGGAAAGGCAUGGUUUUCUAUUUUUGUCUGCCUAACUACAAAGGCAAUCCAUAUCGAGGUCGUCAGUGAUCUGACUGCAAAGGCCUUCAUCGCCGCCUUUCAACGAUUUAUUGCCCGACGAACAAAGCCCACCGAUCUGUACUCGGACAACGGAACCACAUUUCAUGGCGGAAAGCAAACUUUGGACGACAUGCGACGCCUAGUCAUCGAACAAUCAAAAGAUGAGGAACUGGCUGGAUUCUUCGCCAACGAAGGCAUUUCUUGGCACUUCAUACCCCCAUCUGCCCCUCAUUUUGGCGGAAUGUGGGAAGCCGGCGUUCGUUCCAUAAAACUUCAUAUGCGACGGAUACUUGGGUCCAAGGCUCUCACGUUUGAGGAACUAGCGACUGUUUUGACCCAAAUUGAAGCCAUCCUCAACUCUCGCCCACUGUGCCCAAAUGGGGAUAAUUCGUUGGACCCGCUGACUCCCGCUCAUUUCCUGACUGGAGCUCCUUAUACUGCCCUCUCUGAACCCUGCCGUCUGGAUAUGCAAAUCAAUCGACUGGAGAGGUGGAAUCAGCUGCAAGCUAUGGUCCAAGGUUUCUGGAAACGGUGGCAUAUGGAAUACCUGACAUCGCUUCACGAACGCACAAAAUGGCAUCUAGAAACUGAGAAUCUGAAGAUCGACACACUGGUGGUACUCAAGGAGCCUAAUCUACCUCCCUCUAAAUGGAUUCUUGGACGCAUCAGCGAGGUGCACGCAGGAUCAGAUGACAAAGUACGGGUCGUAACAGUAAAGACGGCCCAUGGAUUCUACAAACGCCCAAUUACCAAAAUUGCUGUCUUGCCUCUGUGCUGA